Messenger RNA from Girardinichthys multiradiatus, 1317 nucleotides. RefSeq names its product coiled-coil-helix-coiled-coil-helix domain containing 3a (gene chchd3a). Gene Ontology annotation, cellular component: MICOS complex; mitochondrion. The transcript is spliced from 10 exons. NCBI's taxonomy places the organism in Eukaryota, Metazoa, Chordata, Actinopteri, Cyprinodontiformes, Goodeidae. The record is from RefSeq and is a predicted model, not a curated record. The coding region runs from base 167 to 1291 and encodes 374 amino acids. Gene Ontology annotation, biological process: inner mitochondrial membrane organization.
GAUAAUACGUCAUUCUAAGGAAGUGCGCACUCUUCUGAAGCCGUGUAGUUUGGGCUCCAUUCAUAUUUGGCUGUAGAAAACCCGGACAAAACUAAACGUGUGUGUAUAUGUUGUGUGUUAUAUGCAGCCCAGAUAAGCGACACUUCUGACAGCCUGCGGUGUGACAAUGGGAGCCAACAACAGUACCCGCCGAGUGUCGUUUGAAUCCGACGAGAACGACAAUAUAACAGUGGUGAAGGGCAUACGGCUUUCUGAAAAUGUGAUCAAGCGUAUGAAAGAACCCACAGCUCCCACUUCACCAACUUUAAAGGCACCAACUCUCACUCCAUCUUCUCUACCUGUUCCUCCUCUUGUUGACCUUGCCACCUCCUUGCCUCCUCCUCUUCCUUUUGUGGAACCUGUAGCACCUCGAGCUCCAUCGCCUCCUCCUAAACCUCCCACAGAACAGCCUAUCACCAUCCUGCCAGCAUCCAUGCAUCCUUCAGGGGGCUCUGUGCCCCAGCAGCCUGCUGAGCCUUUAGCUACAUCUCACUUGUCUGAGUUUACUGCUGCUUGUGAACCAGUUGCACCUCCUUCCCAGCCCACAGCGGAAUCAUUAUCACCUGCUCCAGUCCCCGAGCCAGCGGCAGUGCCUCAGUCGAGUCCAGUUUCACCACCUGCUGCACCACCAGCAGCGAAUGAAGAGGCCCUGAGGAAGAAGAUCACUGAUGAACUGUAUGAAGACUUGGAGCAAAAGAGGGCCAAAGCGGAGCAUGAGAUGCAAGCAUGGUACGAUGCAGAGAAGGCCAGGGCAUCAGCGCAGGCUCAGGCUGAGGCUCAGUCCAAAGUCCAGGAAGAAAUUUCCAGGAUCCUGUCUAUGGAGCGAGCCCUGACCCAAGACAGCCUCGAGCAGACUAUCAUUAGGGAGAGGAUCAGCAAUGAGACUGAGAAGCUUCGUGCUCAGCUACUUGCUAAGCAGCUGAAGGCCAGGGAAGCAGAUCUAAAGAAGCAGGAUGCUUUUUACCGAGAGCAGGUGGCCCGAUUGGAGGAAAGGAGUGCACAGUUCUACAAGGUCACCACAGAGAACUAUCAUAAAGCGGCAGACCAAGUAAAUGCUAAAUUCAAGAGGUAUGAAGUGUAUCCAGUGUGUGGAGACCUUCAGGGCCAAAUCCUGGGCUGCUACAAAGACAACGCUGGAAAAACCCUGAACUGCUCCAACAUAGCAGCUCUUUACCUGCAGUGUAUUAACAAUGCCAAACAGAAUGACAAGCAUGUGCACGCACCUUCAUGGACCAGUAACAUAACAAGUUGAGGACUGGGGGAUAAAGGAUAAAGGAG